Messenger RNA from Mandrillus leucophaeus (drill), 5122 nucleotides. RefSeq names its product forkhead-associated (FHA) phosphopeptide binding domain 1 (gene FHAD1). The record is from RefSeq and is a predicted model, not a curated record. Gene Ontology annotation, molecular function: protein binding. The transcript has 31 exons. Bases 171 to 4409 code for a protein of 1412 amino acids. NCBI's taxonomy places the organism in Eukaryota, Metazoa, Chordata, Mammalia, Primates, Cercopithecidae.
CGUACACAGGCCGGGCGGGCGCGCUGGGCGCCGGGUGUCGGCUGGAGACUCCGCGGGAGCGCGGCCGGGAGGCCUCGCCCGGGAGCGGGCCCGACGCCUCCCGAGCUGGCAGGGCUCUGGGCGGAGGUCGGAGCGUGGGCUUCCUCCUCCCGCCAGGGAAAACAGAGAGGAUGAAAGCCUAUCUAAAGAGCGCAGAAGGCUUUUUUGUCCUAAAUAAAAGUACCACAAUUGGAAGGCAUGAAGAUUCAGACCUUGUUUUACAGUCUCCUGACAUCGACAACCACCAUGCACUCAUCGAAUAUAACGAGGCGGAGUGCAGCUUUGUUCUCCAGGACUUCAAUUCCCGCAACGGCACGUUUGUCAACGAGUGUCACAUUCAGAACGUGGCUGUGAAGCUCAUCCCUGGAGACAUCCUGAGAUUUGGGUCUGCAGGGCUGACCUAUGAACUGGUCGUUGAAAACCCACCUCCGGUCUCCUACCCAUGGAUGAGGGGCCCAGCACCAUGGCCAGGGCCACAGCCACCUCGUGCCACACAGCAGCCGAACCAGGCCCCCCCGCCGCCACAUAUCCCCUUCCACCAAGGCAUCCAGCCAGCACCGGUGCAAAGGAGCUGGUCCCAGGGCUUCCCCAGACCCACUGUGGUCCUGCCGGGCUCCCACCGGAGGCCUGUGAGCGCCAGCAAGGAGAUGUUCUCGUUCGUGGUGGAGGACGCCCGCAAGCCCCCUGUCAUCAAGCAAGUGUGGACCAAUGCCGUGAAACUGUCGGGAAAACCACUGGCCGAGGGGAUUCCUGGGGCAGUUCCCCCCGCGGAGAUUUAUGUGGAGGAGGACUUGGCCCAGCAGGACAAGGAUGAAAUAAUUCUGCUGCUGGGAAAAGAGGUCAGCCGUCUCUCAGAUUAUGAGAUUGAAUCCAAAUACAAAGACGUCAUAAUAGCAAACCUGCAGAAGGAAGUGGCUGAGCUGAGUCAGAAGCUGUCGGAGACCACCCCCUCCAGGCAGAAUGAGAGGGAGAUCUCACAGAAGUGUCAGGUUCUGGAUGAAGACAUCGAUGCCAAACAGAAAGAGAUCCAGAGCUUGAAGAGCCAGAUCAGUGCCCUGCAGAAGGGGUACAGCCAGGUGCUGUGCCAGACCCUGUCGGAGCGGAACUCAGAAAUCACAUCCCUGAAGAACGAGGGCGAGAACUUAAAGAGGGACAACGCUAUCGCAUCAGGGAUGGUGUCAUCUUUGCAAAAAGACAUGUUAGCAAAGGAUGAGCAAGUUCAAGAACUAAAGGAAAAAGUCAAUCAACUAAAAAGUCAGAACAAAGACAAGGACCACCAGCUGGAAGCCCUUGGUUCUAGAUGCUCAGUGCUAAAGGAAGAGUUAAAACAGGAAGACGCUCACAGGGAGCUCAGAGAAGCCCAGGAGAAAGAGUUAAAACUCUGCAAAACUCAAAUCCAAGACAUGGAGAAAGAAAUGAAGAAGCUCAGGGCGGAGCUGAGGAAGAGUUGUACUGAACAAAGCGUGAUCUCUAGGACUCUGAGAGAAAAGAGCAAGGUUGAAGAGAAGCUUCAGGAGGAUUCCAGAAGGAAAUUGCUUCAGCUGCAAGAAAUGGGGAACAGAGAGAGCCUCAUUAAAAUCAAUUUGGAGAGGGCAGUAGGUCAGCUGGAGCACUUCAGAAGUCAAGUCAUCAAGGCCACCUAUGGACGGGCAAAGCCAUUCCCAGACAAGCCCGUCACCGACCAACAGUUAAUAGAGAAAAUUGCCCAGGUCACUGAGGACAACAUCAAUCUUCAGCAGAAAAAGUGGACCCUACAGAAAGAAACCCAGCUGAGCAACUCCAAGCAGGAGGAGACCACCGAGAACAUCGAGAAGCUGAGGACGUCGCUGGACAGCUGCCAGGCUUGCAUGAAAAUGUCCUGUUGCACCAGUGACCUGAAGAAGGAGGUCGACCUUCUUCAGCACCUCCAGGUGAGCCCACCUGUCUCGGGGCUCCAGAAGGUGGUGCUGGACAUCCUGAGGCACGCCCUGUCCUGGCUGGAGGAGGUGGAGCAGCUCCUCCGGGACCUUGGGAUCCUGCCCUCCAGCGCUGACAAAGAUCAAGUUCAACAGUUCUCAAGAAACUCAGCAGUCUUUACUGCAAGAAAAGCUGCGGGAGCAUCUGGCAGAGAAGAAGCAGCUGAACGAGGAGAGGCUAGAACAAGAGGAGAAGCUGAAAGCCAAAAUCAGGCAACUGACGGAAGAGAAGGCGGUAAGGCUUUGGAGGAGCGCAUUACGCAAGAGAGAAACAGAGCGAACGAGACUUUGGAGGAAGAACGGAAGAGAAUGCAAGAGCUGGAGAGCCUCCUGGCCCAGCAGAAGAAGGCUUUGGCGGAAAGCGUUACCCAGGAGAAGAACAGAGUGAAGGAAGCAUUAGAGGAAGAGCAGACACGAGUCCAGGAGCUGGAGAAACGCUUGGCCCGCCAGAAGGAGGUUUUGGAGAGCAGCAUAGCCCACGAAAAAAGAAAAGCAAAGGAAGCCUUGGAGUCAGAAAAGAGAAAAGUUCAGGAUCUGGAGAACCACUUAACCCAACAGAAGGAGGUCUCAGAGAGCAGCAUUGCCUACGAGAAACGCAAAGCGAAGGAGGCCAUGGAGAAGGAAAAGAAAAAGGUGCAAGACCUGGAGAAUCGCUUAACCAAGCAGAAAGAGGAAUUAGAAUUAAAAGAGCAAAAAGAGGAUGUUUUAAGUAAUAAAUUAAGUGACGCACUAGCCAUGGUUGAAGAGACUCAGAAAACAAAGGCAACUGAAAGUCUAAAAGCAGAGAGCCUCGCCUUGAAAUUAAAUGAAACAUUAGCUGAACUGGAAACUACCAAGACAAAAAUGAUCUUGAUGGAAGAGCGGCUAAUGCUGCAGCAGAAGACGGUAAAGGCCGUCCAGGAUGAGCAGGAAUCACAGAGACACGGAUUUGAAGAAGAGAUCAUGGAAUAUAAGGAGCAAAUCAAACAGCACUCCCAGACGAUUGUGAGCCUCGAAGAGAAACUCCAGAAAGUCAGUCAACACCAUAAAAAAAUAGAAGGCGAGAUUGCAACAUUGAAGGACAACGACCCGGCCCAAAAGGAGGAAAGGCCGCAAGACCCUCUGGUGGCUCCCACGACGGACAGCAGUGCCAAAGACAUGGCGUAUGAACACCUGAUAGAUGACUUAUUGGCUGCUCAGAAGGAAAUCCUGUCUCAGCAGGAGGUCAUCAUGAAGUUAAGGAAAGACCUUACAGAAGCCCACAGCAGAAUGUCGGAUUUGAGAGGGGAGCUAAACGAGAAGCAGAAGAUGGAACUGGAACGGAACGUGGCGCUGGUCCAGCAGCAAAGCAAGGAGCUGAGUGUGCUCAAGGAGAAGAUGGCCCAGAUGAGCAGUCUGGUGGAAAAGAAAGACCGGGAGCUGAAGGCCCUCAAGGAGGCACUCAGGGCUUCCCAGGAGAAACACAGACUCCAGCUGAACACAGAGAAGGAACAGAAGUCCCGGAAGAAGACCCAGACGUGUGACACCUCUGUGCAGAUAGAACCCGUCCACACCGAGGCCUUCUCCAGCAGCCAAGAGGAGCAAUCCUUCAGCGAUCUAGGGGUCAAGUGCAAAGGGUCCCGGCACGAGGAGGUCAUUCAGCGUCAGAAAAAGGCCUUAUCUGAACUUCGAGCGCGAAUUAAAGAACUAGAGAAGGCGCACGCACCAGAUCAUAAAGACCACCAGAAUGAAUCCUUUCUAGAUUUAAAGAACCUCAGAAUGAAAAGCAAUAUCCAGAAAAUACUAUUGGAUGCAAAACCAGAUUUGCCAACUCUCUCAAGAAUAGAGAUCCUAGCGCCUCAGAAUGGCCUUUGCAACGCAAGGUUCAGCUCAGCCAUGGAGAAGUCAGGGAAGAUGGAUGUGGCUGAGGCUUUAGAGCUCAGUGAAAAGCUGUAUCUGGAUAUGAGCAAAACCCUUGGAAGUCUGAUGAACAUCAAGGACAUGUCCGGCCACGUGUCCAUGAAAUACCUCUCCCGCCAGGAGAGGGACAAGGUCAACCAGCUUCGACAAAGGGACCUCGACCUGGUAUUUGAUAAGAUCACCCAGCUCAAGAACCAACUGGAGAGGAAAGAGGAGCUGUUGAGAGGAUACGAAAAGGACGUUGAACAGCUCAGGCGGAGCAAAGUGUCCGUUGAGAUGUACCAGUCGCAGGUGGCAAAGCUGGAGGAUGAUAUCUACAAAGAGGCCGAAGAAAAGGCCCUGCUGAAGGAGGCCCUGGAACGCAUGGAGCAGCAGCUGUGCCAGGAGAAGAGGAUCAACAGGGCCAUCCGGCAGCAGAAGGUUGGAACCAGAAAAGCCUCCCUAAAGAUGGACCAAGAAAGAGAGAUGCUGAGAAAAGAGACCUCCAGCAAGUCCAGCCAGAGCCUUUUGCAUUCUAAGCCCAGCGAGAAGUACUAGAGAAACCUCGUCCCACCAGGCCUCGUGUGAUCCUGUGUGAGUUCAUGUGACUCUUCUGUGUCAUCUGUGUCAAAAUACUGAGUUGCUUUUGUAGGACUUUAAAGGUUGUUACCCUAGUGUUUCGCUUUCUAGACUGGUAUUUUGAACAGUGUUAUAUUUUGGAGUGUGUGGGGAGAAGCGUUCUUUUUAAAAAAUACCUAUGAAUGUACACAAACUCAGGUAUAUGAAGAAUAGAAGUGUGUGACCCAGAUGUCCAGGACUGGUAGAUAUAAUUAUGUGGUUCCACAUUGGGUCAUGAUGUUCCCAAAUAUCAAACCUCCUAAGAGUUCCAACAGACUCACACUGGAGAGAACCUAAGACUUGUACUGGAGCCUCAGGGCAAAAUUGUAGCCUUGGAACUACCAGGGCCUCGGGAUAGUGAAGUCAAAUCUCAGUUAUGGUCUGGCAGGAUGGCUCAGGCCUGUAAUCUCAGCACUUUGGGAGGCCGAGGCAGGCAGAUUACAAAGUCAGGAGUUUCAGACCAGCCUGGCAAACAUAGUGAAUCCCUGUCUCUACUAAAAAUACAAAAAUUAGCUGGGUGUGGUGGCACAGGCCUGUAGUCCCAGCUACUCAGGAGGCUGAGGCGGGAGAAUCACUUGAACCCGGGAGGCGGAGGUUGCAGUGAGCCGAGACCACGCCAUUGCACUCCAGCCUGGGUAACAGAGUGAGACUCU